Molecule: messenger RNA, 981 nt
Organism: Hippocampus comes (tiger tail seahorse)
Lineage: Eukaryota; Metazoa; Chordata; Actinopteri; Syngnathiformes; Syngnathidae
Product: NAD-dependent protein deacetylase sirtuin-1-like
Exons: 3
Coding region: 18-806 (262 amino acids)
Source: RefSeq, a predicted model, not a curated record
ACCACGUCACGUGACCGAUGCAAAUGAGCCAGCUGUCCGUGGGGGAGGGAUUCGCUCAUUCCGCUCGGCGGCUCUGCGGGCUGAAGAUGGCGGACGGAGAGAACAGUCUGGGAACGGCCUUCUCGGGCGCAUCCGAAAUGGACGAGCCCAUCUCUAAAAAGUCGAAAAUUACCCUAGCGACAAACUACGGCCCCAAAGUCACCGACGCCAUUAAAUUCCCUUGCGUUUCUGGAGUCACGGAGAGUUGGGAGGCGGCGGCAAAUUGUACGCAGCCAGCGGAGAGGGAAGCAAAACCGUCGAUGGCGGUAGAGCAGGCCCCAGGAGCGCAAGGCGGAGACAACAAUGGCCUGGGACUGCUCGUCUCCGAGCCUUUUAAGUCCGCCGUGAAACCAGACGACAGCGCCCUGCUCGGGACGUUCGAGUCCAGUGCCGGUCUCUUUGGGUGUAUCGAUCGUUCCUCCAAUGGCUUGGCCGUCACACCUGAGCAUGUCACGGAGGAAGAUGACAGAUCCUCCCAUGCCAGCUCCAGCGACUGGACACCUCAACCACACAUAGGUUCCUACAGUUUCAUCCAGCAGCACAUCAGGGAGACCGACCCAAGGGCCAUUCUAAGGGAGUUGCUUCCUGAGACUGUACUCCCACCGGAUUUAGAUGACAUGACACUGUGGCAGAUCAUCAUCAACAUCUCAGAACCUCCUAAAAGAAAAAAACGGAAGGAUAUCAACACCUUGGAAGAUGUGGUCAGGCUACUGCAUGAAAGUAAAAGGAUCCUGGUGCUGACUGGUGCCGGGGUAUGUCUCUCUUAAUGUACAGUAUGUGCACUCACCCAGUUUUCCAAUGUACAGUGAUCUCCUGUUUGGUGUGGGGGGGAUACAAGGUGUGUGUCACAAAAGAUGUGUACUUUAUUGUGUAUAUGUAUUUUUAGCUUGUGUGAAAUCUUAUGAGCAUUUUAUUUGGUUGUAAUGUGCGACAUCGCUACAU